GUAUACGAGAGUGGCUUUCUUUGCAAUGAUGGUACUAAUAAUAAUCGCAAACGUUUGAGAAUAUGAAAAAAAACAGUUAUACCCUGUGCUUCACCUUCAAAAGCCUGGACUCACACAAGGUUAAUCCGGUCUUACUGAAGAAAAAUGGCAACCAUCUCCGGCAGCACCCCUACCUCAUCCAUCACCCACGUUGGUCUUGCACACAGGCGACCCCUAGAGCGUUCCUCUCGCGUAGGGUUGCCGGCGAUGGCUAGGGGGGGAAGAGUGAGAUGCUGCAUGGAGAGCAAGUCAUUAAAGGCAGACGUGGGGAUGGGGGCAUCUCUGCUGGCAGCUGUGUGCGCCGCCACCGUGUCAAGCCCGGCCGUGGCUCUGGUGGACGAGAGAAUGAGCACUGAAGGAACAGGGCUGCCCUUCGGCCUUAGCAACAACCUUCUGGGUUGGAUCCUGCUGGGUGUCUUCGGCCUCAUUUGGGCUUUCUAUACUGUUUACACUUCCGAGCUCGAUGAGGACGAAGAAUCUGGAAUGUCUCUCUAAUUGUCCUCUCAUUAUUUCCUUCUCUCUGCCGCCUCUAAACUUGCAAACUCCUCUCCCUUCCUAAAUUAAUCUUUGUAUCAAUACUACUUGUAAAUCUUUUCCCACCCAAACCACUUCCUUCUUUCUUUGUUCAUUUGUCACUCCAAUUCCGGAGCAUAUUGCAUGCAUGCAAGAGUCACAAUUGCUAUUAAGCACACUCUUAAUUCCUGUAUUUAA
This is a messenger RNA of Neltuma alba, 750 nucleotides long. Its product is annotated as photosystem II reaction center W protein, chloroplastic. Gene Ontology annotation, biological process: photosynthesis; photosystem II stabilization. The record is from RefSeq and is a predicted model, not a curated record. Lineage: Eukaryota; Viridiplantae; Streptophyta; Magnoliopsida; Fabales; Fabaceae. The coding region runs from base 145 to 534 and encodes 129 amino acids. Gene Ontology annotation, cellular component: chloroplast; photosystem II; chloroplast thylakoid membrane. The transcript has 2 exons.